This is a messenger RNA of Jatropha curcas, 1204 nucleotides long. The record is from RefSeq and is a predicted model, not a curated record. Lineage: Eukaryota; Viridiplantae; Streptophyta; Magnoliopsida; Malpighiales; Euphorbiaceae.
AGAGAAUUGCGGAGUACGUACUCCACCGAACCACACAGACCAGUUUACGAUCAUCAAAAUGAGAAUUCCACAUUCCUAACUUCUUUUUCGGUCUCUCCGAGAGAUCUCUUCUAGGGUUUUCCAGUAGCUGCGGCUCUUCAUUGUUUCUCUUUUCAAGUUUUCCAAUAUGAAGAAAAUGUAUUUAGUUGAAUGAUAUGAGCAUGCGCCUUUGUGAAUCAAGUCUACUUCUACCUCUAGGGAACUCAUAGUUUUAUUUAUUAGACUGGAAUGACUGCUGAGAAGGUUUCAUAUCCUUAUGUUAAGGAAUGUUCUUCUAUAUUUGAUUCUGGGCUUGUAAAUGAUUACUUACGAAGUUCUUUAUCUAAAUGAAGAACACCAAGUUAAACAGCAUGGUGAGAACAUAUAAACAAGAGCAUGUUUACAAGCACCCAUGGGAGAGAGUAACUUCUGCGUCUUGGCGCAAGUUUACUGACCCUGAGAACAAGCGUAUUUUAUCUCAUAUUCUUGAAGUUGAUACUUUGAACCGGAAGCUUGAUCGUGAAUCUGGGAAGCUUUACACCACUCGUGCUGUUACUGUGCAUGCUCCGGGACCAUGGUUCAUCCGCAAAAUUAUAGGCCAGGAGAUUUGCCACUGUAUUGAAUCAACAGUUGUUGAUGCCGAAACACACUCCAUGCAGCUCACCAGCCGCAACAUUAGUCUUCAGAAGUUCAUAGAAGUUGAGGAGAAGAUCCGCUAUGAUCCUCACCCUGAUAAUCCAAGCGAAUGGACAAUUUGUCGGCAGGAGACUAGUAUACAGAUCAAACCAUUAUCGGCACUAGCAUCAAUGGCAGAAAAGGUAGAACAACGAUGUGUUGAGAAGUUCUUGCAGAAUAGUGCGAAGGGUAGAGAGGUUAUGGAGAGGAUCUGCAAGUAUCUUGAAGCUGAAUCUAGAGGAAUCACCCUGUAAUUCUUUCUCACUUCUGUUUUAGACUUUUCCCUAGUGGUGGCUGUUAGGCUUCAGAGUUUCUUAGGAAUAGAAAUUAAUAAAGGAACCACAUCUAGCAAUGGAUGGACGAUCCGCCUUGAAAUACUUUACAGAUGUAAUUGCAAAUUUUGAAACAGUAAAUUUUGGUGCAUUGCCUUUCAUUUAAAUGUUGAAGAUCUGAUGGAUUGUAAAUGCAUUUAGUAGGUGUUUGAAUAAGAUGUUGCUUAAAUUCUUCUUUA